Electrophorus electricus (electric eel) is the source of this 1545-nucleotide messenger RNA. RefSeq names its product mitogen-activated protein kinase 8a (gene mapk8a). NCBI's taxonomy places the organism in Eukaryota, Metazoa, Chordata, Actinopteri, Gymnotiformes, Gymnotidae. The record is from RefSeq and is a predicted model, not a curated record. Gene Ontology annotation, biological process: protein phosphorylation. Gene Ontology annotation, molecular function: MAP kinase activity; ATP binding.
AGGCCUGUCAGUGGAAGGAAGCGUUGUGUAUUCGGUGAGGUCAUGGUUUUUUAGCUGAACAACAAAAAAGCCGUUAUUAGUUUUCUCUGAAUGCUUUGACCGCGAGUUUCUAAAGGAUUUUGACACAGAGGGGCUUAUUAAGAUAGGAAUAAGGAAUUAAUUCGAAUUCAAUUCACUGCAGGUCCAUAGACUUCUGUACUGUAUGAAUGCCCAGACAUCAGUUUGCGAGGACUUCAUCAUGAAUAAAAACAAAAGGGAAAAGGAAUUCUACAGUAUAGAUGUGGGGGAUUCAACAUUUACUGUUCUGAAGCGCUAUCAGAAUCUAAGACCGAUUGGCUCUGGAGCACAGGGAAUAGUCUGUUCAGCUUAUGAUCACAACCUUGAAAGAAAUGUUGCUAUUAAGAAACUCAGCAGGCCUUUUCAGAAUCAGACACAUGCCAAACGAGCAUACAGAGAACUGGUGCUAAUGAAGUGUGUCAACCAUAAAAAUAUUAUUGGCCUCUUAAAUGUUUUUACACCACAAAAAACAUUAGAGGAAUUCCAAGAUGUUUACCUAGUAAUGGAGCUGAUGGAUGCCAACCUCUGCCAAGUCAUUCAGAUGGAGCUGGACCAUGAGCGGCUGUCCUAUCUCCUGUACCAGAUGCUGUGUGGCAUCAAGCACCUCCACGCGGCAGGGAUCAUCCACAGGGAUCUGAAACCCAGUAACAUUGUAGUCAAGUCGGACUGUACCCUAAAGAUCCUGGACUUUGGAUUGGCCAGGACAGCAGCCACUGGUUUGCUAAUGACGCCAUAUGUGGUGACCCGCUACUACAGAGCCCCUGAAGUUAUCCUGGGAAUGGGAUAUCAGGCCAAUGUUGAUGUCUGGUCUGUUGGCUGUAUCAUGGCUGAAAUGGUCAGAGGUAGUGUGUUGUUUCCAGGUACUGAUCAUAUUGAUCAGUGGAACAAAGUCAUUGAACAGUUGGGAACCCCAUCCCAAGAGUUCCUUAUGAAACUCAACCAAUCUGUGAGGACAUAUGUGGAGAACCGGCCCCGCUAUGCUGGAUACAGCUUUGAGAAGCUCUUCCCUGAUGUUCUCUUCCCUGCAGAUUCAGAGCACAACAAGCUGAAAGCAAGCCAGGCUCGAGACUUGCUUUCCAAAAUGUUGGUAAUAGAUGCUUCCAAACGAAUCUCUGUGGAUGAAGCUCUACAACACCCGUACAUUAAUGUGUGGUAUGAUCCAGCUGAAGUAGAAGCACCCCCUCCAGUGAUUACUGACAAGCAGCUGGAUGAGAGGGAGCAUACAGUGGAAGAGUGGAAAGAAUUAAUUUAUAAGGAAGUACUGGACUGGGAAGAGAGAAUGAAGAAUGGUGUGAUACGAGGUCAGCCCCCUCCUCUAGGUGCAGCAAUGAUCAAUGGCUCCCCUCAGGCCUCCUCCUCUUCCUCCACCAACGACGUGUCCUCCAUGUCCACAGAGCCCACCAUGACCUCGGACACAGACAGCAGCCUGGAGGCCACAGCCGGACCCCUGGGCUGCUGCAGAUGACUAUCACCCUCCCCUGGAGCCUC